Messenger RNA from Spodoptera exigua (beet armyworm), 489 nucleotides. NCBI's taxonomy places the organism in Eukaryota, Metazoa, Arthropoda, Insecta, Lepidoptera, Noctuidae. The record is from the annotation of a GenBank genome assembly.
GCAACAUUGUGUACUUGCUAUCGGUCGUUGCAUCAUCGAUUUAGGCAAGAUGUCCGAGAAAAAAAUUAUCCCCGUAGUCAAGGCCGAAGAGGCUGAGGAGGAAGAAAUGGUUGAUCCCCAGACUCAACUAAGGGAGGUGUGCUCACAGAAGUCUGAUGCGCAGAACCUAUGGUCAAAGUACCAGGAGUGCAAUGACCGCGUCAACUCCCGUUCUCAGACCACAGAGACGUGCGAAGAGGAACUCAUUGACUAUCUGCAUGUCCUUGAUCACUGCGUGACAAAGGACCUCUUCAAAAGGCUAAAGUAAUUUAAUUUUAAUUUCCUGCCCUGAACUGCCACCUAAACUACCAUUAUUAUGCUACACAAUGUGUGCUUUCAUAGUAUACUUUGGUACAAAGGGUAGAUGUAGUUUUAGCAAAUUUAUUUAUGUACCAAGUGUGGAGAUCGCAGAGUUGAACUUAUUGUUUAUUUGUAAAUAAAUAAUCGCCG